This is a messenger RNA of Aspergillus alliaceus, 2123 nucleotides long. RefSeq names its product Zn(II)2Cys6 transcription factor. Bases 120 to 2123 code for a protein of 667 amino acids. NCBI's taxonomy places the organism in Eukaryota, Fungi, Ascomycota, Eurotiomycetes, Eurotiales, Aspergillaceae. The transcript is spliced from 5 exons. Gene Ontology annotation, molecular function: DNA binding; DNA-binding transcription factor activity, RNA polymerase II-specific; zinc ion binding. Gene Ontology annotation, biological process: regulation of DNA-templated transcription; DNA-templated transcription. The record is from RefSeq and is a predicted model, not a curated record.
ACCAGAUCCAUAUAUCCAAGUGGAUCGAUCCACCAUCGCCAAGACCUUGACGUCUUUCGUCCCACCUACACCGAUCACCAGUCAAUUGCCUCGAUCUCUCUACUUCUCACAUCACCACCAUGGCCUCCGACUCACGUAGAAAUGCCAGUAAUCAGCGCGGUAAAUACACCGCUAGAGCAUGUGAAGAAUGUCGACGUCGUCGAGCGAAGUGCGACGGAAAGAAACCCGGUUGCUCCAGAUGCUUACAAUGGCACAUUCCAUGCCAGUAUUCUGUGGCAGAGGACGGUCGAAGACCGGCUUCUAAAACGUACGUGCUUCUUCUACGGCAGAGGAUAGAAUCGUUAGAAAGGCUGCUGGAACGACAUGGUAUCGAUGCGAGGGAACCGCCUACACCAGUCCAGCAGCCAUUGAAUAGAAAAGUAAAUGGCAGCAUACAACCAGACGACAUUUCAUCCGAUAUAGACGACCUUGCCGAAGGUUUCAAAGGCAGACUUGCUCUGGAUGAGUCGUUGAAUUUUGACCAAGACGGUGAGAUGCGGUAUUUCGGGCCCACUAGCGGACGCCUUCAGUUUCAGUCCUCGACCUCCAGCAAUGGCGUUAGUGUCAAUGGAUCCUCCUUUUCGGUCUCCCCGCCGGACCAAGUAUCCGAUAGCUUUGGGUAUAUCGAUCCUAUCGACCCGGUCACGGCCGGGCUUGGGGUCCCAAAGGAUGUACAGAACCACUUGAUCGACUUGUACUUCAAGUGGGAGCAACCAUGGUAUGCUAUUGUGGACGAGGAUCUCUUCCGGGAAAGCAUGAAUAGUGGCGGACGAUACUGGACUCCGCUGUUGCACAAUUGCAUCCUUGCUUUGGGAUCGCGGUAUUCCGACCGCGUAGAUGUGCGACUGGAUCCUGAUGAUCCUAAUACAGCGGGGAAAAUGUUUCUUGAAGAAGCGAAACCCCAACUUCACAGAGAGAUGGAGAGUCCCAGUUUGACUACAAUCCAGGCGUUGGGUCUUAUUGGAAUGGUGUACAUCGCGAUGGGUGCUGACGCUGCAGGCUGGCUGCACCACGGCAUGGCAAACCGGUUGAGUCUUGAUAUGGGGUUAAACCUAGACCCGGCCGGAUUUGAAGAGGCGAAUACAUUGCCUCAACGGGAAAUCCAGCUCAGGAGACAGAUAUACUGGACUCUGUAUUGUCAUGACAAACUGUCAUCUAGCUAUACGGGACGGAUUUGUUCCAUGCUUGACUCGCAAGGUGCUGUCAAGAUGCCAGACGAUGACCCAGUGAUCGAUACAGAAAUUAGUCCUACGCAAAAAGCAUUCAGACUACUGCAAAGAGCCAUGAUUAGUGUCUGUCGCAUACAAGAAAGGAUCACAUUAUCACUAUGGGCGCCCAAACCCCUUCUUAAAGACUACCAACGACCCGCCUUCCUCAAAUCCUGCCUCCUAGACUUAAGAUCCUGGUUCUAUGACCUCCCCAAAGAGCUAAGGGUCGAUCGUGCCAACGAGAUCCCUCAAGCCUACACCUUGCACAUGGUGUACCACACAGCAAGAAUCCUCCUCGCAAAGCCGUUCAUCAUGAAAGGAACCAUACCGUCAAAGACGAAGGACGAAACCACAGAGCUAGCCCAUUCCAUCUGUCGCGAAUCUGCACGCUUAAUCUGUCUUGUCGCCCAGAAAUACCGCCACAACUUCGGCGGAUACCAUCGAAGCCCAAUCACCGCAACGCACUGUACCCUAUCCGCAGCGUUGGUUCUUCUCGACGAAACUGAGAAUCUCAAUGCUCCUUCUCACAAGCACAAACUGGCCUUGUGUCUAACAGUGCUCGAUGAGCUAUCUAAAUCAUGGUAUCCGGCAGGACACAUCGGGCACAAUCUGCGGAAGCUCUGUCGGUCUGAAAUAUCAGACGAGUCAUUCUCUCUAGAGAAUGGCUUAUAUCCGUUCGAAGCGAGCCCCAGUCCCCCGCUCGACAUGGGUGCCGAGCUACCCAACGUCAUCGACGAAUCCGAAUCAAAUCCAAGUGUGAACCCGAGGAACGCACUAGCCAACCAACUAGAAUUCUCCGUCCCAAUAGGUUCACUCCCAGUCGAUUAUGGAUUCUUCGAUAUCUUGAACCAAAUCAAUUGGGGCCGCAUGUGGUAG